This is a messenger RNA of Tribolium madens (black flour beetle), 490 nucleotides long. RefSeq lists its product as uncharacterized. Bases 145 to 411 code for a protein of 88 amino acids. Lineage: Eukaryota; Metazoa; Arthropoda; Insecta; Coleoptera; Tenebrionidae. The transcript is spliced from 3 exons. The record is from RefSeq and is a predicted model, not a curated record.
AUCUACGAUUGCUAAAGGUUUUUUCUGUGAAAAAAUAACACUGGAACUCAUAUUUGAUAUAGUCACCACUCAUGCGCAUGAAAAGUAUAAAUAUUAGUAUUUGAAGAUAAAAAACAUUCAGUGAAUUUUGUCUUUGUAAUAAAUAUGUCUAACGAAUUCGGUCCAUUUGUCUAUUUUUCCUUUAGUGUUAUAGUAAUGUUUACCUUAUUUUUAAUACUAUUUGAAAUAGCAAAACGCAAACAAUUAAGUUUAAUCAAAGAAGGUUACUAUUUUGUUGAAGAAUAUAUAACAAUAAGGCAAACAAGAUUAAUACCAGUACCACCAUCAAAUAUUGAUGCCAGUGAUCCCAAUAAUCCAAGAAUAAUAAAUCCCGCAUUAAUUGAUCGAAAUGCGUGCGGAUGUUGUUUAUAAAAAAAAUGUGUAAAAAUUAUUACAUCUUGUUUUUCGUGUUAUUAAAAAUUUUAACUUAACAAAUAAAAUUUUAUUAAAA